Messenger RNA from Aethina tumida (small hive beetle), 3305 nucleotides. RefSeq lists its product as uncharacterized. The record is from RefSeq and is a predicted model, not a curated record. Bases 538 to 1836 code for a protein of 432 amino acids. The transcript is spliced from 9 exons. NCBI's taxonomy places the organism in Eukaryota, Metazoa, Arthropoda, Insecta, Coleoptera, Nitidulidae.
UCAACGUUCUAGUCAUCCCACCGUAAAAAUAUUCGCCCAAGGUUUCGGUCAAGCAGCGGCGCCAUAAAUCAGGAUUACGGGCACGGGGGGACGGGCCGUAUAACAAAACGGGCAAACGAACGCGAUCUCUUCGCCGCGUUGGACGGACGACCGAGAAGAGAGCCGUGUGACGACGAUAUCCACGAUGGGGCCGAAACACCACUGACCUACCUUGUCCGAUUCGCAUGUGUAGCUAAUAUUUCCGCGCACCUUUUAUAAAUAGGAUGGAUGCUCCUCGUGUCGACGAUUCAACGACGAACGGACAAAAAGUUGCGAGCCGCCGACACGUAGAGGCGGCAGAUUAGAGCAGGACCCGAUCGUGGCGGUCGCGGUUUAUUAAUAGAGUGCGUCGAUGUGCCGUACGGUUUGCCAAUUAGCCGAUCUUUUAUGUUGUACGUGAGCCGAAUCGUCGGAUUGGCCUUAAUGAGCCUUGAUUCGCACGCGUCUCCACCACCGAGGACUCAUUUGGCACGAAGGAGUUGAAGAAAACUGGGCAAGAUGAAUUUGAUGUUCAGGAAAAAUUUUCGGGAACAAAAGGUCAGCGGCAUAACCGGAAAGGGACCGAAGAGUACCGGAGGAAGACAUGCAAGCAAACGGUCGAGCCGCGAGCAAGGUUACACUCCAAUCGAGGAGCACCACUAUCGCACCCACCUAUUUUUCAGCCCACCUCGAUGCAGUUACACCCAGGAAGAGGCCGACGGACUUAUACCCCCAGAGCCGCGUUGCGGUCCUAUGACGGGGGUAGGCGGCGAACCUCUGCCAAUGCAGUCGAGCAUCAUUUCGCCCGCAAUGACGGAGUCCGAUCUGCCACAGCCUCUGGUCGUCAGGAGUCCGUCCGUCUCGCUGAUGAAGUGGCCCAGCUCGCCGUCCCCCACCAAGACGCCCACGCGCCAGGUCAGCUUUAAUUAUGGGAAGGAGUGCAACAACAAUGAGGUGGCCAGAACCCUUUCCGGAUUGGAUAGAGAUUGCUUUAUUAUACCCGUUCACAGUCUGGACAGGUUUCUACCAGCAGGAGUUCCUAUGCCAAAACCACUAGCUAAUAAUGGAAAUUCAUUAGACAGAAAAGGAAACUUACAUGUAAUGGAGGUGCCUGAUCCAAAACUAUGUGUCUUAUGCCAUUUGAUGAGCCCUUUGGAAGCGAUAGAUCCCGUUUUAGAAUCACCUCUAGUUCAACCUUUAUUCAAGCAAAGGGUGACGGCCGGAGAACUAGUGAACGAAGUAGCACAGGCGAAAACGGCCGUCACCGGCAUGCUCUUAGCGAAUAUGGAGAGAAACGCCGAGUUUCCAUUCAUAACUUAUUAUGUGAUAAACACUUCACAAACGAAUCCUGUGAUGUUUUACAAUAAUCUUCGCACUGCCAGUUUGACCAAAUUCGACCCUAGAGCAACUAGAUACACAGCAGCACACACCCUAGACCUGUAUUCGGAAGUGGCCGCGAUUUGUAGACCACCGAUCCACGAAAUUGGAAUGUCCUUAUCGAAAACCCACACUCCCUCAACCGGCUACAUGGUAUCGGUUUACAAGGUAUUCGAAGGUGACGACAGAGAAAAAUUCGAAAGGAAUUGGCUGUACUGGACCGGGGCUCGUAUGAUAUAUCGCUAUUUGCCUCCACAAGCCGGCCUUCGUCGGAUAUCGUUGCACAAAUCCCUUAGUCCUAAGGGGGACAAAAUGUACAUACUGUUAUGCGAAUGUGCGAAUUUAUUAAACGACAUAACCUGUUGUGCUCUGAUUCUACCGGCCCUGAGGGCCAGGUUGACUGGAUAUACGGGAAUUUUCAGACCAUUGCAAACUUUCUAAGAAAAUAUCCUGAUGUGAUACGAUAUAUCAAAAUGGAAUUGAUUAUUGCGAAAAUUGUUCAGUAGUUAAUAUACAGUUAUAUCUGCGUCACAUGAGUGACUUUGGGGCAAUUUUUUAAUCCAGCGAGUAUAUAGUAUAAGCUAUCAGACGGUUUUUUAUCUCUCUUAAAUUACAACAUAAAUACUAGAUAGAAUUAUUGAAUAUAUUUAGACUUGGCCUGAAUUUUUUAAUAAAUACAACAUAUUUUUAUAAAACGCAGCUAGAAACUUAGCUUUAAAUUUUAUUGAUCGUUAUCACUAACAAGAAAUAAAUUACCUAUUUUCAAUCUUCAUAAAAUCUCAAUAAUUAUUUUAGUCUUAUAUACUAUAGAAUUUCAGUAUAGUUAUUUCCAGUUCAAAUAUAAGUGAUAUAUUUUCAGUGUUAGAUGAGUGAAUAAUAUAUUAUGCAAUUGUGUAAAUUUAUGACUAGACUUCACGUUUAUUGUUUUUAUAUUAAGAUUGCGCUUUGGUUUCCUAUGUUAGCUUAAUAAUAGGGUAUAUGUAUUGUAAAUCUGAUGUGAUGUUAAUAUUAAUCAGGAUAAUAAUAAUAUGAAAAGUACAAAGUAGAUCAUCACUGAUGAUUCCUUACAGAUGUUGAUGUUUUUGUAUCCUCAAUAAUAUUUUUGAGAAUGAAACGAUAAAUUACAUAUCUUAAAUUAACAUAUUAAAAUACAAAAAAUUGAUUACAAUAUAAUGAAAGGCGCUCUGUAAACCUUAAACCUAGAAAUAUCUAAGGGAACAAAAUUUUGUACAGAUGAUGUGUUGGAUGUUAUUCGAAUUAUUAUAAUAAUUGUUAAUUGUUGCAAUGUAAAAAAACCAAAAUGAUGUGAUAAGUAUCAAAAUAUUGUACUAAUUGGUUUUAAAAUAUCACAAUAUCUACAUGUGUAUUUAUAAGGUAAAAUAUGAUUGUGAAUUGUGUGUUAGUAAUUAUACAUUGAUGAUUUAUUAUUUUUAAAUCUCCAAUUAUAUUUUAAUAUCUACUGUUAUUAAAAUUCACUUCAAAAUCUUGCAUAUCUCAUUUGAGUUGGAUACUAGUUGCAGUUGUGAGUUUUAUAACAAAUAAUGACAAUCUCUUAUGUUUAAGGGAAUUCUUUUAUUUUUAGGAACAUCAAAUGGGUACAAUUUAAUGCUUCCAAACAACUUUGUCACAUUUAUUUCUACUUGUAUGUUUCCUUCAGUAGUAAAAUGCUUAGAAACUCACAAUUGCUUCUAAAAUAUAACAACAAUAUUACGAAAAUUCGACAAGAUUUAUUAUUAAUCACAUAUCAAACAUGUUAAUUUUUCACCUAUUUAGAUAAAAAGCAAUAAGCUAGUCUUCCUAUGCAGAUGGCUUAUUUUUAUUGAAUUGAUAUGCUUGCUUCAAAAAAUUAUACACAAUAAAUAACAGUUAUAUUUUAUUUAACAAAUAUAUUAAUGCUCAAAACUUUACAA